Messenger RNA from Trichomonas vaginalis G3, 249 nucleotides. RefSeq lists its product as uncharacterized. The record is from RefSeq and is a predicted model, not a curated record. The coding region runs from base 1 to 249 and encodes 82 amino acids. NCBI's taxonomy places the organism in Eukaryota, Parabasalia, Trichomonadida, Trichomonadidae. The transcript has a single exon.
AUGAGCGACAAAGUUAGGUGCAUCGUGACCUACAGAUUCCCAAACUCCAAUGUUAUAUAUGAAGCAUCUGUAGACCAUAGAGGAAGUCUUAUUAAUCCACAUCCUAUCAAAGAAGCUAAAAAUAUUCCAAGUAUAACUUUUGUUACAGAGCCAGUAUCUAAUCCAAAGAUAGAUGUUAAUUUAUUUGAUGAUUUUGAUGAUAAUCCAUUCGAUUGUUUUAUUGAUCCAGACAAAGAAAAUAUUCAAUAG